Molecule: messenger RNA, 1056 nt
Organism: Funneliformis geosporum
Lineage: Eukaryota; Fungi; Glomeromycota; Glomeromycetes; Glomerales; Glomeraceae
Source: the annotation of a GenBank genome assembly
AUGAGUAAAACGAAAACCAUUAUUGCUAUUAUAACAGUCGGUAUUUCACUUGGAAUCUUGUUAUUGAGUUUGACAGGAGCAAAGGAUGGCUUGAAUAUACCUCAAGACAAUGGAACUCACACCGGAUUCCCCGCUUGGCAUCCACCUUUGAAAGGAUAUAAUGACGAAAGUCUAGAAGCAACGAUUAUUUUCUCGGCAUUUGUGAUGGCAAUCUGUGCAUAUUUUUCAUUCAAAUGGACCUCCCAAGUUCCUGAAGAAUUUAAAACGUAUUUCAUUGAUAAAAAUAUAAACAAAACACCUACCACCGAAUUUGAUCGUUUAAUAGCAUGGUACGCAACGAUCACAUCUCUGACAGGAAUAGCAUAUUUUUUAUUUGACGUUGGUAAAAUGUGGGUUACAACCGGAGUAUUACAUAAUGCGAUCGAAGUAAUGAUCUUAUUUGCCAUACAUCAAGGGGGAAGCGUCAAGUCAAGUUCAUUUCCGGCUUGGAUCAUCCUUUACGUCUUAAUCACCUCAGCAUUAAGUCUCUAUUUAAGUUGGCCUGCCGAUGCCCUUUGGUUUAAAAUGCAAGGACUUGUUUUGGAUUAUUUUUUAGCAAUUCAAUUUGCACGCAUAUUUUUUGGUUCGUGUAAGGGAAUUGGUGAUGAAGGUCAUCGUCUCUUUGAUGCCGAAAAUCCAGGUCGUACCACUAUUAUUAGGGAUAGUAAUACAUCGGAAAAUGAUGUGAUCGUGGAUGACAAAUCGGUUGGAUAUUUCCGUCCUCGUUACACCUUAUUAUUGUUCUUUGCAGAUUUCGCUCAUAUCUUUGGAAAUGUUUACGUCACUAUUUGGGCCUUUGAGGUUCAUUCUUACAUAUUGUUCUCUUUCACAUAUUGUAUCACUUUCCCUCUCUACACUUAUUUUAUUUAUUUAGAUACUCAUACUGUUGCCAUGCGUCCUGCUCAAAAAUAUAUAGUGGUACCUGACGCUGAUAAAUUAAACGUUAUACUCGUGAUUUUAUCUGCAAUUUUCCUUUCAUUUUUAACCGCAAAAAUUAGUAUGGAUCAUGACAAUUAA